CGCACACUAAGGCCUCGGUCUGUUUCUAUUUUAGCUUUUCGCUUCGAAUUAGACGAAAACAGAUAGGACACCUGUUCGGUUCAUUUUUACAGUGCGCAGCAAACUCCUAAUGUCGUGAAAAAUCAGUUCUCCCAUUGUUCGUUAAGAAUGCUCGACUUUGUCUGCCUCAACGAUAGCUUCUUCGGGGUGGACUUUUCCCGUCCGGACGACACCUCUAUCCGUUGUAUCCUGUUCGACAUGAAUUCGAUCUGGGUCGAGCAAAUGCCUAUUACUGCCCUGAUCGAGCGUGAGCAUAAACGGAAUCCAAUCAUCAGUUGCAGUGAGGAGAUUGUCGAUAGCACUCUGUUCGCUAAGCCGGCCACACUAUACACGCUCGAGCGGGGUAAUGGCGCCGAACGCGAUCGACCGGUUAAAUUGGCCGCCAAGUACUACGUGGACGGCAUGCCAGUUACGUUUGGGUUUGAGCUGCGGUUCGGCACCCCCCACCAGCUGUCGGAGCACGUGACGAUACCACUCUGGCGCGCGGUGCUGUUGCUCGAGGCUCAAAAUCAUAGUCUGAAGCAGAUGCUAGCGAGCAAAGACGCUGAGCUUGAGCAGUAUCGCAUAGAGGGCGCAAUUCUCAAGCGAACCACCCUGCAGACACCCGUCUUCAAUGAGGAGCUAUUUGAGAAGCAGUUCGUCGACCAAGGCGGAGCGGGAAAAAUUAUGGGGCUGCUUGCCCGAGACCAACGCCAACGAACCGACCUGAUGCGGGCGGUUAGCUUCGUCGACCCGGCAAGCAGCGUCACAGGAACUGAGACCACCACCACCAGCGCUCAGCCUGGAGUAGCCUGCAGUAGUGGAAACAAUAUUUCGCCGCGAACGGGCGCCAUUAAACGGAAAAACAAGCGAUGGCAUCCAUCAUUCUCCAAGCCAAGGAAUCGGUCGCUGCCGAGCACUCCAAACCCUUCGUUCUGGUGGCCGGAGGACGGUGACUAAAGAUGGCGCGGGACCCAGACAACGGUCGGGCGGACCACUUGCGGCCAACGGUGAUAAAGCUAACCUCGCAAAACAA
Molecule: messenger RNA, 1054 nt
Organism: Anopheles cruzii
Lineage: Eukaryota; Metazoa; Arthropoda; Insecta; Diptera; Culicidae
Product: non-homologous end-joining factor 1-like
Exons: 4
Coding region: 148-978 (276 amino acids)
Biological process (GO): double-strand break repair via nonhomologous end joining
Cellular component (GO): nucleus; DNA ligase IV complex
Molecular function (GO): DNA end binding
Source: RefSeq, a predicted model, not a curated record